Molecule: messenger RNA, 1305 nt
Organism: Erigeron canadensis
Lineage: Eukaryota; Viridiplantae; Streptophyta; Magnoliopsida; Asterales; Asteraceae
Exons: 1
Coding region: 1-1305 (434 amino acids)
Molecular function (GO): nucleic acid binding; zinc ion binding
Source: RefSeq, a predicted model, not a curated record
AUGGCCGAACAUCACAAUGAGGAGGAUGAGCAUCGAAGGAACGAAGAAGAAGUGAUAUUUCCGGAGGGUAGUAUGGAUAUCUCCGAUCAAAUCGGGAGAGCUCUAGAGAAGUACACCCCUCUUUUACUUAAGAGGCUUAAUCAAACAAUGGAAGGAGCAAUGAAUGAGCAUAUUGCUCAAAUGAUUAGGGAGGAGGUUGCAAUCAAUGUGCAACGGGAGUUUGAAAAAUGUGAAGCCAAGGAUAAGGGUAAGAAGGAUGAGGAGGAAAAAGAUGUGGAGGUUACGGGAGGAAUAAUUUAUAAGAAGAAAUUCACAUUCCGAGACUUUGAGGUAUGCCACCCACCUGAGUAUCACGGUGAUCGUGAUCCUAUUGUUUGUACUCGGUGGAUAUCGGAGAUUGAAGGGGCGUUCCGUACUAGUCAAUGCCCCUCACAUUUGAAGGUGAUCUUUGCAGUUGUUAUGCUGAGAAAUAGUGGAAAACGUUGGUGGGACGGAUUGUUGGCAAUCAAGAAGGGGGCUUUGGAUAAUGUUGAAUGGCCCGAAUUCAAGGCUAUGUUCUUUAAGGAAUUUCGGUCGGAAGCCGAAGUGACCAAGUUGAGAAGUGAAUUUCUCAACGAUUGUCAAGAUAGCAUGAGCUUGAAUGAAUUUCGAGCCCAAUUCUUGGACAAGGCUCAAAUUUGCCCGGAAUUUCUCGAUAAUGAUCAAUUGCUCAAAGAGCAAUUUUACUUGAAGUUGAAAAAGAGCCUACGAGAGAAGAUUAGCUUAUGUCAAAUGGAGUCCUUCUCCAUGUUGGCGGAUGUAGCACGGGACCAUGAAAUCGAGCAAAGUCGAGUCGAUGAAGAAGGCCCAAGAAGAAAGAUUGAGGGUAGUAACUCCCCAAACAAGAAGCCUAGGCAAGUUGAAGGUUCAAGUGGAAGGUUCGCAAGGAACGACAUUCCUUUUUGCCAUCAAUGCAAAAGGAACCAUCCGGGUGUGUGCAAAGCGUCGAUGAAGGGAUGUUAUAAUUGUGGACAGGUGGGGCAUAUGAGUCGAGAUUGCAAGGCGGGGCCGGAGAAGUCAAUCAUAUGCUUUAAAUGUUUUGAAGGGGGACACAUGAGGAGUUCUUGUCCUACACUAACCGAAGAAGAAAGGCAAGAGGAGAAGAGGAAGGACGUGGAAAGAAGGAAUGCUCGAGCUUAUGGAAACCAACAAGGUAGGUCUUUCCAACUUAUCUUAAAGCAAAAUGAAGAUGUUAAUAAUGUGGUCCCAUGUACACUUCUUAGGAGUAAUGUCCGUAUGCGAAAUAUUUCAAUUCUUGGAGUCUAA